AUGCAGAUGCUCGAUCCAAACUUAGUCACUAUGGCGGCAAGCUCACCCGCGGAAACCGCCUUGGUGAUCCUGUACUACUUGUACCCAGCUCUCGUUUUCAUCUACUUUUUCUUCGCUUCACUCGUUUCAGCCUGUACAGUACACUCUUCUGGCAAAGAUGAGAGAAAGAAGGAAUGUCCCAGCCGACGGUUGACACUCACCUUCUACCUCCUGUGCAUCCUGACAUACACUGUCCAGUUGUUGCUGCUUGCGGUCCGGGCAGUCCUCUCACAGAGCUGGCCAACGGAGGAUCACAUCAUCAUUGGACAUCUGGCUUGCGUUCUGGCGUUCGGGAUCCAACUGAGUCACUGCCUCGAUACUGACGAGGGCCCCUUCUAUCCUUUCAUCGGGUCUUGGUUGCUUGGCCUGUCUUUUGAUAUUGCAAUCACCGUAUUGUCUUCUAUCUUGAGACUUUUCUCCCCUUUCGAUGUCUUCGGUAUCCUUAUAAGCGUUAGCAUCAGCAUUCGUUGCCUGUCUUUCAUAUCACUCACUAUUUUGUUCACUGUUGGCUUUUCUGCAAAAUUGACAUCCGAUGAAGAGCAGGAACCAUUGUUGCCCAAAAUCACAACUACAUCACCUAAUAGUCCGACCAGCCAGGAAUCUGGGUAUGGGUCGACACUCCAGGCCGAGGAAGAAGAAGAAGAAGAGGCCCCGGAGUAUAGCUGGGAACGCAGAGAGAGAGAGGCUAAGGAGGCUAUGAAGAAGAGGUUCCAGGAAGGUGGAAACUGGUUUGAGUACGCCAAAGGCUUUAAGAUUCUUUUUCCAUACGUCUGGCCCGUCGGUAAUGUUGGCCUGCAACUUCGUGCUGCGGCCGUGUGCUUAUGCCUGUUCGCAUCCAACGCUCUUCAUCUACUCAUCCCUCGCCAGACAGGCAUUAUCAUGGACAGCCUGAAUGGUUCUGGCAACAGUAAUCCGUGGAUCUCGGUUCUUGUAUUUGCUGCCCUCCGCUUAGCUGCUUCUGAGUCGGGUAUCGAGCUAGUUCGUCAAUGGCUCUGGGUUCCUGUUAAGUACUAUUCCCACGACGCAUUGACACGAGCAGCCUACUCGCACAUGAUGCAUCUUUCAGCAGACUUCCACGACUCAAAAAGCUCAUCAGAUAUGAUGAUGGCAAUCUAUGGAGGCAGUGCGGUUUCCAACGUUAUUGAGAACGUCUUGCUCUAUGCCGUGCCCAUGCUCAUUGAUAUGGGGGUGGCUAUUGUCUACCUUUCUAUCACCUUCGGGCCCUACGAAGGACUUAUUACCGUGGCUACCGGUGUAUUUUUCCUUCUUAUUGCUAGCAGACUUGUUGCUAACUCCAAAGCUGCAAGUCGAAACCGUGUCAAUGCACUAUAUGAAGAACACUAUGUGCGCCAGUCUGGCUUCCUUGGGUGGCAGACAGUCAGUGCAUUCAAUCAGAUCGGUUACGAAGACAAUAGACACGCCAAUGCAGUCACAAAUCGUUGGCUUAGAGAGCAGCAGUAUGUGCUUGGGUGGUAUAUCUCAAUCGGAUUUCAAACCCUGGUUCUGACAUCUGGUCUUCUCGCGAGCGCAUUUCUGGCAGUUUACCGUAUCAGAGCAGGCCACGCAACACCUGGACAAUUUGCAAUGCUUUUGAUGUAUUGGGCGCAAUUGACAUCGCCGCUUCAGUUCUUUGCGAAGUUAGGAAAGAACGUAAGUGAUGAUUUCAUCGAUGCCGAGCGCCUGCUGGACAUCAUGAGAACUCAGCCAUCAGUUGAAAAUCAGAAGGGAGCUAGACCGUUGAAGUUCGUAGCUGGGGAGGUCGAGUUUGAGCGGGUUUCUUUCAGUUACGACAAGAAGAAGGGCAUCAUCAAGGAUGUCAGCUUCCAUGUUCCUGCUGGUCAGACAGUUGCUUUUGUGGGCGCCACUGGAGCUGGAAAAUCUACCCUCAUCAAGCUCCUUGAUCGAUUUUACGAUGUGGGCGAUGGUCGUAUUUGCAUUGAUGGCCAAGACGUGCGAGAUGUUGAUCUGUUCAGUCUUCGCGAUCGAAUUGGAGUCGUUCCUCAGAAUCCAAUUCUGUUUGACGACACGAUUAUGAACAAUGUACGAUAUGGAAGGAUAACCGCGACCGAUGAGGAAGUGUUUGAAGCAUGUCAAGCCGCUUGCAUUCAUGAUAAGAUCAAAGGCUUCACUCAUGGAUACAAGACACGGGUUGGAGAGCGCGGCGUAAAACUGUCUGGCGGUGAGCUUCAGCGAAUUGCAAUUGCUCGAGCAAUGUUGAAGAAGCCGGACAUUGUUCUUCUUGAUGAAGCCACCAGUGCGGUUGACACAGAUACAGAGCAACAGAUUCAGAUAUCUUUCAAGAGGCUGUGUCAGGGACGAACCACGUUCAUCGUCGCCCACCGUCUUUCAACGAUUAUGAACGCAGACCGGAUUAUUGUAGUUGAAAAUGGCGAGAUACUUGAGCAGGGGAACCACGACGAAUUGAUCGUGGCGGGUGGGAGAUACGCCGAUCUUUGGUCAAAGCAGGUCUUUGUGCGAACAAAGGAGGAAGACGCUGAUGCCUCGGCUGGCCAAGCAGGAUUUGUUAACGACCUAUCCUCAGAGCAGACCAGAACCGAACUAUCAAAAGUCAACAAGCCGACAACAGCAAACAACGAGCAGCCGAAGUCAUCUGAAGCCAGAGCCAGCGAAGAGGAUGCUUCCGUUGCCCAAGAUCGCAAGCAAGAGGGAACCCGGUUGAAUCCUGUUGCCGCUACAUUCACCCCUCGCAGGUUGGCCAAGAUGAGGAAAUCCAUGGAGACCGGGACCUCCGAGGCAUCGAACAGCUCUACCACUCAAGAAGGACUGAUAAAUGUAAGCUCACAAACGAGCCGACAGUGGUCUGACGAGGUUGCCGACCAAGAUGAGAAGACCUUCAAGACGACAGUCGUGACUGGCCGGCCAUAG
Molecule: messenger RNA, 2925 nt
Organism: Fusarium verticillioides 7600
Lineage: Eukaryota; Fungi; Ascomycota; Sordariomycetes; Hypocreales; Nectriaceae
Exons: 7
Coding region: 1-2925 (974 amino acids)
Biological process (GO): transmembrane transport
Cellular component (GO): membrane
Molecular function (GO): ABC-type transporter activity; ATP binding; ATP hydrolysis activity
Source: RefSeq, a predicted model, not a curated record